Messenger RNA from Nerophis lumbriciformis (worm pipefish), 8232 nucleotides. RefSeq names its product synapse defective 1, Rho GTPase, homolog 2 (C. elegans) (gene syde2). Gene Ontology annotation, cellular component: synaptic membrane. The record is from RefSeq and is a predicted model, not a curated record. NCBI's taxonomy places the organism in Eukaryota, Metazoa, Chordata, Actinopteri, Syngnathiformes, Syngnathidae. Gene Ontology annotation, biological process: signal transduction; regulation of Ras protein signal transduction; cell migration. Gene Ontology annotation, molecular function: GTPase activator activity.
GGCGCUCGAUACGUGUGUGCGCGCACGCGCGUGUGUACAGAGGAGAGAGAGAGGAGAGAGAAAGGAUAGAGAGAGGAGAGAGAGAGAGAGAGAGAGAGAGGAGUGAGUGAGAGAGAGAGAGAGAGAGAGCGAUAGGGCAAGUAAAUGCAGGCUGCAGUGAGAGUGUCGCCAGUGCGGAGGUGACAGCGGAGAAUGGAGACGAGGCCGUCCGCCCGGCAAGCUGUGACUGCGGCGAGCGAGGACAACCUAACCCGCCUCAUUCCCUCUGGGACCAGUGUGCCGAAAAGAACCCAGAGGAAUUGAACUUUUUUAAAAGGGGCCGAAAGGACAGGAAUGGCUGAUCCUCUACGGAGGACUUUACUAGCGAAACUCCGGGGGAAGAAAUCCAGGAAAGGAGAGGCACUCGGCGCAGAAUCGGGCUCCACUGCUGCUGCUGUGGCGGCGAAUGUUGGCCGAGAAGGUAAAGAAAAAGUUGUGGAAAUGGAGCGAGACUUGGAAGUGUCGCUAUCAGGGCUGGAAUACUCGGCAGAGAGAAUAAGUACGUACGAGAAUUGUGCUGACGGGCCAGUGGUGCACGCCGAAGGUCGGGACUCGCUCCGGCGGGCUCGACCGGCGGAGUUAGCCGGCUCAUGUCCUCCGGACCUCGGCAGCGGGGGUAGGGUUCGGGUUAAUGGGCCGCUCCUGGGGGGCUUACUUCAAAGAGAGAUGCCGUUUGGGGGACGGAAGCCUGUUACGAGCCACUGGGAGCCUGCGACUAAUGACAGAAUUACCAUUUCAGGUUCAGGUGGGUUGUCGUUUGGAGAACCCCAGAAAAAACACUUUGUUUCAAUCCCUUGGCAGUGCAGCGUCGGGGAUUCAAUUGGGUUUGGGGACAGUUCAAGCCAUAUUUGUUCCUAUAAACAAACAGGGUUAAAUAGGGAGCACCAACAUGUGCCAAGAACUGUAGUUACUGUAAAUAUACACAACACAAAGAAGACUUUUGACAACCAGCAAAGUUUGGACACACCGUUGAUCUGUGGCGACACAGAAGAAAACCUGUUCCGAACAAUUGAGAGCUUUGACCCGGCAUAUUCCGAGGACUUUAAGGGCCCUUUGCAGAGCCCUGCCUUCUUCCCCACUGAGCUAGAAAUCUGUGAUAUUAACAUGGCAUCCAUGUGCACCACAAAAGGAUCACUCAGGCAUCCAUUAGACAGUGAGGAUGAUGAUUAUUAUGAUAAUGGGAUACUGCCUUUUUAUGAAGCUAUCAGAGCAAAAAGUGAUGGAGAUGCUGUGCCGCUGCCCAUCAUAGGUCAGGAUGAAGGACAGGCUGAUGAGAGUCAUAGUGCCCAGGAAACAGACAGGCUUAGGAACCAGCUGAAAGAGGCGUAUUAUCUUCUGAUUAAUGCUAUGAAUGAUAUCAGUCUGGAUGUCCAACAGGUUAGUAGUUUAACUGAGCAGCAAACCGCCUCUUCCUGUAGUAGCCACUCUCGGGAUAGCUUGUGCUCUAGGUUGUCUGCCAAGAUUAUGGACAGCGACUCUUGGUCCUCCGGGGGUGACCCCAGCCCUCAGCAGGUGUCUGACACUGACUCCCUCUUCCUGUGUCUAAGUGGCAACCUUGAAACAGACCUUCAAAGUAAACUCAAUAGUAAGAGCAUGCUGGACCUAUCUGUUGUUAAGAUAAAACCCCCUUUAGUGCGCUCUGCUAGUGACGGAGCCAUCAGGUAUCCAGGUGAACCUUUGCAGUGCACAAAUCCUCAUAGAACCAACCCAGUCAUCCGUGAUGAUGAAUUGAUUCCACAGUCAAAAUCAAAUAAAGACAGUAACAAUUUUGAAAUAGUGGGUGACCCCUCAAACUGUCAGAUGGUCUGCAAUGCCAUCAGCAAUGAGGAGUGUUUUCAAGAAGCUGAUGGUGAGCACUUUGAUGAAAGCAGCGGUUCAGUCAAUAGCCUCACAGGUUCUUCUGACAGCAACACAGAGGCAUCAGCAACUCCAGAUCACGACGACAAGCAGCAGUUGACUGUCCUAGCGCGGGGAACCAACUCUGUCAACAAGGGCCAAGGUGUCACUGUAAACAAAAUGCAAGAGUGGAUGCACAAAGGCCGCCUUUUGUCGUCCGAAAUGAAGCAACGCAUAGAGGGCUCAUCCACGGCACGCGGUGAGAGCCAAAAUCCCGAGCGACCCUCUCCGCAGACGACCCACGGGGCGGGUAAGCCGGGUGUCCAAACAUCCUGCAGAGUGGUAAAAUCUGUCAAGUCCGCUGGAAGCAAGAUACCAUGGCAGCCAGCUCUCAUUGAAAAUGCCCAAACUCAAGGGGCUGCUAGGACCAAUGAGCUUUCAACAUGGCGACCACACCUCCACACCAUCACAGUCGCAAAGAAGCGCAACUGGCUGCAGCAGAGCUCCCUCGGAAAGAACCAUUGCACUACGGAUGAGCUGCAAGGCAAGCUAGGAGCUGAGGAGGAGGUCUGCCAGUGCUCCACAAUGCUGCCUUCUACUCCCAGUCCCUCCCCAGAGCAGCUGAGAGCUUCAGGGGGAGCACCUUCACAGCCAGUUCAUCUGCGCCUACCCAAGGUUAACCUUAAGGUAAGCGUCAGUCAGUCCACGGGGUCGCCUAACCCAAGGAGUGUGGAUCCAGCAGAGGAGAACGAUGCAGAUGACGAAGGCGAGAUUUGGUACAACCCAAUCCCUGAGGAUGAUGAACAUGAGGCGUCCAGGAGACCCUCUGUCCGGCAUCUCAUUCCCCAUAGGAAUGAGCCCCAGAGGCGGCCCAGCAGGGAACGGGAUGCGGCUCACCUUGGACAAACCCUGGACAACAGCGGGCCAGAGUCGCUCGAGGAAAGUAGUUCAGGAGAUCAGGGGAAUGCUGCACAUUCCACAGAGUCGCUACAUCUGCACAGGCAGAUGCUUGCGUGCAAACCACAGGAGGAGGGAGGACCUUUUUCCAGCAAGACUAUAGAUGUUCCAGACGUUACCAAUACCCUUGGCUUCUCCCCUCCCUCUAGCCCAAACCCUACUAAAAAGAGCAGCUCCAUAAACUGGUCAUUCCCCGACAAGAUCAAGUCCCCGCGCACAGUCAGGAAGAUCUCCAUGAAGAUGAAGAAGCUUCCAGAGCUGAGCCGGAAACUCAGUGUCAAGGGCCAAAGCAGCAGUAACAGCAAUGGGAGUGGUCAUUUAGAGUCCAGAUCCCAUUCACUCCGAGCCACAGGUGGGGGGUCUGAAGCCACCACCCAAAUAUCAGGCCCUCAAAGGUUAGCUGUAUCUGGAAUUGGGCAGGCCAGACGAAAUGUGAUCUCACGCUAUCACCUCGACAGCAGCGUGUCCACGCAACACAGCUUCAACAAGAAGAAAAACAAUGGGAGCUCCAAAUCCACCAGUAAAGGGGGAUACUUGAGCGAUGGCGAUUCACCAGAGCUUGUGGCUAAAUCUGGGAAGCACAGCUGUGUAGAAAGUAAGGUGGGGAGAAGUAAGGACACAGAUGGAACUGGUGGAAGCUCAAAACUAAAUGGCACGGAUUUGGACAUUGAUGCUUUCCGACAUUACAGCUUCACAGAGCAGCCCAAAUGUAGCCAGUACAUCUCUGGAUUGAUGAGUCUGCACUUUUAUGGUGCAGAGGACCUGAAACCGCCUCGCAUUGACUCUCGUGACGUUUACUGUGCCAUCCAAGUGGACUCAGUUAAUAAAGCAAGAACUGCCCUGCUCACAUGUCGAACUACCUUUUUAGACAUGGACCAUACCUUUAACAUCGAGCUCGAAAAUGCUCAGCAUCUGAAGCUGGUCGUUUUCAGCUGGGAGCCCAUGCCAAGACGAAACCGCGUCUGCUGCCAUGGCACGGUGGUCCUGCCUGCACUCUUCCGGGUAACACGUUCCCACCAGCUGGCGGUCAAGCUGGAGCCUCGCGGGCUUAUUUACGUCAAGCUGGGCCUGAUGGAGCAAUGGCAGAACUCUUUGAAUGGGGGACCAGGUGGAGACCGUAAACCCCAGGUGUUUGGUGUGGAAGCGUGGCGAGUGGUGGAGAGAGAGGACUCCGGACUCAUGGUGCCGCUGCUCAUAAGAAAAUGCAUCAACGAGAUUGAGAAACGAGGUUAUCAGGUGGUGGGGCUCUACCGUCUUUGUGGCUCCGCAGCUGUAAAGAAGGAACUACGAGAGGCUUUUGAAAGAGACAGUUACGCUGUGGAGCUUUGUGAAAACACCUAUCCUGACAUCAAUGUCAUCACAGGUGUACUAAAGGACUACCUACGAGAGCUACCCUACCCUCUGAUCACCAAGCAGCUGUAUGAGGCAGUAUUGGACUCCAUGGUCACCAGACCUCUGAGGAUGGGAGCAGGGGGCUGUGAGAAUGACCAGGCCGACUCAGAACACACCGUCAGCUUGCUGGACAACUUGCCUGAGGUGGAGCGGAUGACACUGCGGAUACUUCUCGACCACCUCAAGUUGGUGGCGUCCCACCAGGAAGUGAACAAGAUGACCUGUCAGAACCUGGCGGUGUGUUUCGGCCCCGUGUUGCUCAGCCAGCGCCAGGAGGCGUCCUGUCACAGCAACCGGGUCUUCAUCGACUCAGAGGAACUCGCUAGUGCGCUCCACUUUAAAAAGCACAUCGAAGUCUUGCACUACUUGCUGCAGCUGUGGCCAGUUGUGGACCCUCAUGAUCAGUCCGCCUCGCCCGAAGCCUCCGACUCGCUCACAGCCCCUCCCCUACGGCGGCGAAAAGAGCGCCCUCAGGUGUUAAACCUCACAGAAGCUGAGAUGGCCGGCGUCCUGCGUCCCAAAGCAGGACGCCUCGACAGCCCGAGCAACCGCUACGCCGGCGACUGGAGCGGCUGCGGCGAGAGCUACUUCCCCUCCGAGACGCCACUUCCUUCCGGCAAAGAGGAGGCGGACUACGACGACGUGCCCUCAGAGGAGUCAGACGCAGAACCACCCGAGGACGCUGCGAACCCUUUGCCUGGUCCUGCAGAUCAGGACGCGGUGCAGGAGGAGGAUGAGGAGGAGAAGGAGGAGGAGGAAGCGGAAGAGGAGAAGCAGGAAGAGAAUAAGAAGGAGGAGGAGAAGGAGGAGGAAGAGAAGGAAAGUGUGUGCGAGCACAUCUUACCUCCGAGGCUCCCCACGUAUCAGACUUACAUGAAGAUGCAGGACAUCAGCCCCGUGCUGAGCGACAGGGUCAACCUGAGAGACCUUCAGGAGAGCAUCGACACUCUGAUCGGGAACCUGGAGAGAGAACUCAACAAGAACAAGAUCAACGUGGGAUAUUAACGUCUCUCUUCUUCAAUCUGAGAAAAACAGAACAUGGCACUUCUCUUCCCCCACACACAUUCCUGACUUCUUCUUUGACUCGGCUCACGUUUCACGUUGUCGCUUUUCUUCUUAUUAGAAGAACCCCUCGACCCUCUCAGGGCUUUAAAAGGUGCCUUAAUUGUGUGAAGGUGGUCCGCCAUGUAGAAAACUCAGAUAAUCAGUCGUGUUAAAUAGAAAGUUGCUGCCAGGAUUAAGAGAAUGUUUUUGUUUUUUUUCCUGGCUGGCUUUUGAAGCAACAUUCGUCAUGCGGAACACUUUCGCAUCUUUUCAGCAGUAGGAAAGAAUUUCAGACGCUUUCGAUCAAGUGUUAUAUUCCAACAAAAAUAGGUAAUCGGGGUAUUAAAAGAAAAAAAGUGCUGAGAAAACCCAUCAUCAGACAAAAAAAAAAGAAGCCCUGCGUCAUCAUUUUUUUUAGGGCCGUUAUUAACAGGCAGACCUUACUCCUGAAGUUUCCACGGGGAAAACUUUGAAGAUUUGUCUGCUUUCCAGCAUGAAAGCUUAUAUUUAUUAAGUGGGAUUGUGUCAUAUUGCACUCGGCUGUCAGCAACGUUGAUUAUUUAGCACACAAAAUGUGAACAACAUUCCCCUUUUAUGAGUUUGUUAUGUGUUCUCAUAUUGAAGAUUCCCUUUGAAGCUCUCACGCUGACAUUUCCAACACGCACAUGUGUACAACAUGAACGCACUUAAAAAGUUUGUUAUUGUAGUUCAGGGGGGGCAUACUGAGAAAAGAGUAUUGUUGGCAGCAUUAUAAAAAAACAAAUAUGGAUAAAAUUAUUAUUUUGACCCACUUGUCAACUAUCUCCCCAGGCUAGAUUUUAGUUGAAAAAGAUUAUGCUGGUGGUUCUCAAUUUUGUAAUUAAUGAUAUAAUAUUGAGAAGCUAAUAUUUAUUUGCCUGUCUGUACAAAUCACUGUAUGAGUUGCUGCAUACAACCACCUGCUUAUACAAAUACAAACCCCGUUUCCAGAUGAGUUGGGAAAUUGCGUUAGAUGUAAAUAUAAACGGAAUACAAUGAUUUGCAAAUCCUUUUCAACCCAUAUUCAAUUGAAUGCACUACAAAGACAACAUAUUUGAUGUUCAAACUCAUAAACUUUAUUUUUUUGUUGCAAAUAAUAAUGAACUUAGAAUUUCAUGGCUGCAACACGUGCCAAAGUAGUUGGGAAAGUGCAUGUUCACCACUGUGUUACAUGACCUUUCCUUUUAACAACACUCGGUAAACAAUUAGGAACUGAGGAGACACAUUUUUUAAGCUUCUCAGGUGGAAUUCUUAGCGACCAACUGUAGUUACUGACAGUGGGUUUCUGAAGUGUUCCUGACCCCAUGUGGUGAUAUCCUUUACACACUGAUGUCGCGUAUUGAUGCAGUACAGCCUGAGGGAUCGAAGGUCACGGGCUUAGCUGCUUACGUGCAGUGAUUUCUCCAGAUUCUCUGAACCCUUUGCUGAUAUUACGGACCGUAGAUGGUGAAAUCCCUAAAUUCCUUGCAAUAGCUGCUUGAGAAAGGUUUUUCUUAAACUGUUCAACAAUUUGCUCACGCAUUUGUUCACAAAGUGGUGACCCUCGCCCCAUCUUUGUUUGUGAAUGACUGAGCAUUUCAUGGAAUCUACUUUUAUACCCAAUCAUGGCACCCACCUGUUCCAAAUGUGCCUGUUCACCUGUGGGAUAUUCCAAAUAAGUGUUUGAUGAGCAUUCCUCAACUUUAUCAGUAUUUAUUGCCACCUUUUCCAACUUCUUUGUCAUGUUUUGCUGGCAUCAAAUUUUAAAGUUAAUGAUUAUUUGCAAAAAAAAAAAAGUUUAUCAGUUUGAACAUCAAAUAUGUUGUCUUUGUAGCAUAUUCAACUGAAUAUGGGUUGAAAAGGAUUUGCAAAUCAUUGUAUUCCGUUUAAAUUUACAUCUAACACAAUUUCCCAACUCACAUGGAAACGGGGUUUUAGAAUGAGUACAUAUAUUUGCAACAAAUUAAAACAAUUUAAAUAGUAAGUUUAUCAACUCAAUUUGCAAUAUUUAAAAACAAGACGUAUUGUUCAAGCAUGAAUAAAAACACAUAAGGGCAAGGAAAAACUCACAACCCAAACAAACAAUCAAACACACAUAACAAGGUUCUAUUUAAUGACAGGAAUCACUUUUUGUGUAAAAUAUCGGAUUUUACAAAAAAAAUCCUAGCCUGCAGUGUGUACAUACGCUCAAUAAUCAUGCGCCAUGGCUCACUACUGCCUCGUGAGGACUAAACUGGCAUUACAGGAGAUGGCUCCUCUUCUUCAGUGCCCAAACAUUGCUUACAAAAAUACAUAAAAUACUAUUUUGAUCUUCUCCAUUUUGUAAAAGACAUGCAUUCAUUAUUUAUUUACUCAAAUUCCUCACAACGUAACACGGUGUCAUUGCGUUCAGCUAAAUGUGAACAUUCUGACUUAGCUGCCAAAAUCAACAAUUCUCAGCAAUCCAGGGAUGGAUUCCUAAAAGACAGUAUUUAACCUAUAUGAUGAUGUAUAUAUUAUUGUACGUGUAUUGGGAGCUUGUAUUUAAAUACUUCUUGUAGCAAUAGUUGCUUUUCUGCCCUUCGUGCUACCUGUACACAUCUUAACGUGCUGGAUUCAUGGUACAACUUAAGCUGUAAAAUUGAUGCUAAAACAGACAAUAUAUUGUUAUUUUUGUUAUAUUGUGUAUAUAGUUGACUUUUUUUUUUUUUUUGGUCUCCAGUGGACUGAGCUGUGUUCAGCGUUUUUUCGUGUUGUGAUAUAUUUUUUAAGGUACUGGCGGACGCCGCACGGUCAAAAGCUUUACUGAGACAAAUAAGGCUAUUUCUCAUCUGCGUUUGUAUUUAUGUGUAAAAAGAUUAUUUUGCAAUGGACGCUUGUUUGUCGCCAUGUUUUCACAUUAAAAAUGCCACAAGCAAAACAUCCCUGAAAUAAAAACACAAUAUUACCUUGUAUUGAUCCUGAGUGGUGUAUGAUCAUACAGUAAUA